ACAUGAUCGUCGCAGUGGUGUCUCAUUAUCGUACUGCGUGAGUCGCGUACACGACUUUUUGACCGGUCACAAAGAUACGUGCACUAUCGUUUUCAAUUUUCUCAUUUGGCCACGUCGUAGUAGCCCCGGUUUUCAAAUUUCUGAAAGAAGCUUUUCAACGUUAUCCCGAUUUCUCGUUAUCUCAAAAUAAUGAUCAGUUUGAGUUUUACGCUCGGGCAUGACGCUGGAGGAAACCAGUCUGGUCAAUCAGAGAUGGCGUAGAUAACGGUUGUCACUGCAGACUUGCGUCGUAGAGCAUCAAUCAUUUCCCCUGUUGAUUUCACUUGCGAAGUAGAAUUAGAAUCGAAAAGCAAGAAUAGAUGUAGUCUCUUAUGAGUGGGGAUAAAUAUGAUAGCGAUGAAACAUAUUUCGACCGUGUAUUGUCGUAUUAACAUCCAAUCCAGUAACCAAGCGUAAGCGAACCAGUGAUGAUAUCUUGUGCCUUGAGACGAAUUAUCUCGAGCGGUGAAUUACAUACGAGAACGACAUGAUGAUAAUAUGGAAAUUACAAUACGAAGAAAUAGAUGACUGAUUUGUCUUCACUCUAUCGAAAUUCGCUUGUGGCGCCUUUGAGCUGAUCGAAGUAACUGGUAAAUUCAUUUCCUGAGGAAAUUGGAAUACGAGACAACAGACCAAUGAAACAAUCGUUUUACGACUGUCUUCGAAGUAACGCCGAAGUGUUUCACGAAUUUGAGCAUUUGGCGUCGAAUACUUGCAAAACUCGUUCCUCGGUGGAAGGUCGACGUCUUCGCGGCCGAUCUCGUUCCGGCCGAUGUACAUUGUUUUCCAUACUUAUCGGCAGCGCGAUAAAUCGAAAAAGGAAGAUGACGGAAAAAUACAGCAGUUUUAUUUUAUCAAUAGCUUUGUUGCCGGCGAGAGUUUAACGUUGUGAAAUCUAAUUUAUAAAUAAUUAUGGGUUUUCGCGGAGCAACGAUGAAGACAUCUUGGGAAGAUCAACGCAAAUGAUGGGAUCAUUCAUACAAUGUUAAUGAUCGUGAGAGCUGGCCACUGAUGGGUAUGAUAAGAUGGACAUGAGAGAGUGACAUAGUUUCCUGCGAUUCAAGUCAAGUUAUUUGAUGCGUUAAGUUUGGAAUGAUAAGUGAUAGCCGAUACAGUGAUAUAGUUAAGUCCAAAGAACGAAAAAUCGGAAAUCUGGCUGGAAAGCGGCAGGAACAGAAUAUUCGAGAUUUAUUUGUCUCUUGUUCUUUUAUCUCAUCUUAGCUCGUGUUCGAAGGCACAAAGAAGAGAUUUCUUGAUAUUAUUUUUUAAUGAACAUCGUGACAUAAUAAACAUAAAUUCGAUUUUCGGGUUUCGAACUUCACGAAUGUCGAACUUCGAUGCAUACUUGGCAAAGAUGAAAGUGCUGAAGUGCGAUUUAGUGCCUUCCACGACGGAAUCCGAGUACUUCGAGACAUCGUGGAAAAUCAAGUUGGAACUGAUACGUAGGUGCUUGAAGAGAUUCAAGGAUACGCUGCUGACGCGAUACAAAUCAAAGAAGAAGGGUUACACAAGGUUUCUUACUGAGGAGGAGCAAAGGUGCAGGUGGCUGGUCGCAACCGAAUAUGACAUAUCCGUCAGGUUUGGAGUACCUUAUGGGCCUUAAUUACCUUUUCGUGAAUCAGAAAAUUGAAUUGCUAGAAGCUUUUACCGGAUUCGAGACGAAAAACCGAUAUGCUGUUACGGACAUGACGGGCAAGCCGGUGUUCUACGUGGCCGAGGAGUCAGGCAUCUGUUCGCGAUUAUGCCUGGGCUCGGCACGUCCCUGCGAGUUCUCCGUCCUUGACCAGAACAGGCGAGAAGUCUUCCGUAUGAUUCGACCCUUCAGAUGUGACAGUUGCUGCUGUCCAUGUUACUUGCAGGUUAUGGAGGUGUAUUCCGAUGGUAGAUUACUCGGCAGCAUUACCCAAGAGUGGAGUCUCCUGCGGCCAACGUUCUCCAUCCGCGACUCGUCUGGCAAUCCCGUACUAAUAAUAAAAGGGCCGAUCAUUCGUUUCUGCAUUGAAGUAGUUUUCAAGGUGAAAUCUUUGGACGAAAAACACAAUGUCGGCGUUAUUCAGAAACACUGGAGCGGCUUCGGUCGAGAGAUCUUUACAGACUGCGAUCAGUUUGGCGUACAGUUCCCGCAAGACCUUGACGUGAAGAUAAAAGCCGUAUUAUUGGGAGCAUGUUUUUUAUUAGACUUUAUGUAUUUUGAGAAUCGCAGUGGGUUUAAUGCAGAUUGCUAGCUUACCGUCGAAGUUUGUGUCUUUUGAUAUCAGGGAAUCCUAUUGAACAUUCGCAAGUUUAAGCGCCUUUAAAAGCACUAUAAAAAAAAAUAUUUAAGUAUGCUAUGCGAUAAGCGUGUUUAAUCAUUUAAAAAGCAGAUAUUUAAAUACGUCAUACGAUUAACUAUGUGAUAAUGCGCCUAUUCAAGAAUUUUACUAAUCAUUGAGGCCCCUACAUAUUCUCGCCGUGGCCAUAUUGGACAGUGACAUCAGAGGCGAGAAAUUCUUCCGUAUCACAUUUAUAAAUAAAAUAAAAAUCUUAAAUAAAAUAAGUAUCUCAAAAGAUAUUUAUAUAUGCGUGUGGAAAAAUAUUUCAGAUUCCAAAAGCAUAUUUAUAAAAUACAUCAAACGCUAUACGCUUUGAUAGUCGAUCGACGCUAUAAAAUGUAAUAUGGGACCUAAUUAUGCGCACACGCAAUCAUUUCGUAUGACCAACCAUAUAUUAGUCAUUUUAUGCUUGUUGAUUAAUUAUCAAAGAAGAAACAUAAUGUUCGGAACGUUUUACAAGUAUGCUCUAGCGACCUGAAGUAUUUCUUCAUACAAGUAUCUUUCUUAUCUUGAAAUAAUACGCAAGAAUUUUGAGUAUAUGUUUCUCGCUUAUGAUGUCUUCGAUCAGAAGUUCCGCAGCAAGGAAUCAAGAGUCUUAACUGUAGGAUUAACCAAUAUUGUAACUAAGAACUUAAAUACUUCUUCAACGUUAAUAGUUUCUAUACAUACUCACUUUAUACGGUAUAUAUGUUGUUUUAAAGUAUUUUACUAUAUUUUUUUAAUACGUUUAUGUAAUGAUAACUAGCACAAAGUUUACAAUCGCAGAGGGGUGAUCGAGACUUUUGUAUUCGGUAAGUUCGAUCUCGCGAAGCUCUCUAUUGUCUAAAAAUUACUUUACUUUCCCCGUCUGCCCAAAUCGCAAAAUAUUAAUUGGCGAUCUUAACGGAAACGUGACUAUUAUCUUAUGUAUCUUAUAUCUUUAUAUCUUGUUUCUUUUGUUAUCUUCUUGCGUGUUUGAGCUGUCUUCCGAAUAUAGACAGACCGUCCGGUCAGCCAAUGACUAAAUAAUAUAGAACGCUAUACAAUCUUCCCAAGAUGUUACCAGAAACGAAUUACGACUCAUGUGUGUCAAAAUGUAUAAAUAUAUUAUGUUUGUAGGCGAACAGUAGUUCGGAGAUGUUUUUUUUGUUUUCCCGCGUUACCGAGCGAGCGUGCGUGCAUGCGUGGCGCUGUGAAAAAAGUAAAAAGGCGUGGCACGCGGGCAUGCGUGGAGCAGUGAAGGAAAAGAGAUUGAGAAGAAGAGCUGCGAGGCGGGCGAAAACAAUAAAGAAACCGUUUUACGAAGCUCAAAGUGUAUACUUGCUC
This is a messenger RNA of Harpegnathos saltator (Jerdon's jumping ant), 3656 nucleotides long. RefSeq names its product phospholipid scramblase 2. Gene Ontology annotation, molecular function: phospholipid scramblase activity. Gene Ontology annotation, cellular component: plasma membrane. The coding region runs from base 1602 to 2264 and encodes 220 amino acids. Gene Ontology annotation, biological process: plasma membrane phospholipid scrambling. NCBI's taxonomy places the organism in Eukaryota, Metazoa, Arthropoda, Insecta, Hymenoptera, Formicidae. The transcript is spliced from 8 exons. The record is from RefSeq and is a predicted model, not a curated record.